This is a messenger RNA of Sclerotinia borealis F-4128, 1629 nucleotides long. The record is from the annotation of a GenBank genome assembly. NCBI's taxonomy places the organism in Eukaryota, Fungi, Ascomycota, Leotiomycetes, Helotiales, Sclerotiniaceae.
AUGUCUCAAGUCGAUGCUCAACUACAGGGCGUGAACAUUUCUGGAUCUAUUACCGAUUUCAAUAAGAAGAUCCUCAGUAAAGAUGCUGUUGCAUUCCUUGCUCUCCUUCACAGAUCCUUUAACGGUACCAGGAAAGAACUCCUUCAACGCCGUGUCAUUAGACAAGCAGAACUUGAUAAAGGUUCUCUACCAGAUUUCCUCCCAGAAACAAAACAUAUCCGAGAAAAUGAUGCUUGGAGGGGAGCGCCACCGGCACCGGGACUGAUCGAUCGUAGAGUGGAGAUCACUGGUCCAACUGACAGAAAGAUGAUUGUCAAUGCUUUGAACUCAAAUGUUUGGACAUAUAUGGCAGAUCUUGAAGACUCUAGUGCUCCAACAUGGGAUAAUAUGAUUAAUGGACAAGUGAACCUUCACGAUGCAGUCAGAAGACAAGUCGAUUUCAAGAUAGGAGAGAAGGAAUACAAACUCCGAACCGACCGUACACUCCCCACACUGAUCGUGAGACCCCGAGGCUGGCAUCUCGAGGAGAAACAUUUCACCGUAGAUGGCGAGCCCAUCUCCGGCAGUCUCUUCGAUUUCGGCUUAUACUUUUUCCAUAAUGCCAAAGAGCUCAUCAAGAGUGGUUUUGGUCCAUACUUCUAUCUCCCCAAAUUGGAAUCCCAUCUCGAAGCUCGGUUAUGGAAUGAUGUAUUCAACCUCUCGCAAGAUUUCAUCGCCAUCCCACGGGGAACCAUUCGAGGAACCGUGUUGAUCGAGACGAUCCUUGCUGCAUUUGAAAUGGAUGAGAUUAUCUACGAACUCCGAGAUCACAGCUCUGGUCUCAAUUGUGGACGAUGGGAUUACAUCUUCAGCGUCAUCAAGAAGUUUCGCAACAACUCCCACUUCGUGCUCCCAGAUCGAUCAGCCAUCACCAUGACCGUUCCCUUCAUGGACGCAUACGUCAAGCUCUUGAUCCAAACCUGUCAUCGGAGACAAGUGCACGCCAUGGGAGGCAUGGCCGCCCAAAUCCCCAUCAAGGAUGAUAAAGCCGCCAACGACAAAGCCAUGGAAGGUGUAUACGCGGACAAGCUCCGCGAAGCCAAAGCCGGCCACGAUGGUACAUGGGUUGCUCACCCAGCACUUGCAUCCAUUGCGUCGGAAGUAUUCAACAAACACAUGCCGACGCCCAAUCAAAUGUUCAUCCGUCGCGAAGAUGUCAAGAUUGGUCAAAACAACCUCUUAAAUAUGAAUGUCCCCGGUGCCGUCACCGAAGAAGGUAUUCGCAAGAAUCUCAAUAUCGGACUCGGAUACAUGGAAGGAUGGCUUCGAGGCGUAGGUUGCGUCCCUAUCAAUUAUCUGAUGGAGGAUGCUGCGACAGCCGAAGUCAGUCGUUCUCAAUUAUGGCAAUGGGUUAAACAUGGCGUUAGCACUGCCGAGGGAAAGAAAGUAGAUAAAGCUUACGCAUUGAGAUUACUCAAGGAACAAGCAGAUCAAUUGGCGAGUCAGGGGGCUAAGGGUAAUAAGUAUCAGUUGGCUGCUCAAUAUUUCUCAAGCCAGGUUACUGGGGAGGAUUAUGCGGACUUUUUGACUUCACUUCUUUAUAAUGAAAUUACUGCGGUGGGUCAUUCUUCGCCGGCUUCUAAGUUGUAG